Drosophila guanche is the source of this 1389-nucleotide messenger RNA. It is a transcript of the gene mTerf3, whose product is annotated as transcription termination factor 3, mitochondrial. Gene Ontology annotation, molecular function: double-stranded DNA binding. Bases 16 to 1080 code for a protein of 354 amino acids. The transcript has 2 exons. The record is from RefSeq and is a predicted model, not a curated record. Gene Ontology annotation, cellular component: mitochondrion. NCBI's taxonomy places the organism in Eukaryota, Metazoa, Arthropoda, Insecta, Diptera, Drosophilidae. Gene Ontology annotation, biological process: regulation of DNA-templated transcription; mitochondrial ribosome assembly.
UAUCGAUAUGUAAUCAUGUUUGGCUCGGCAAUACGUAACAUUAUUAUAAAAAAUGCACAAAAUGCAGCGAAAUUCAAAGCAAUUGGCGCUCAAUGCCGGCAUUUACGGAGCAACCGAAGUACACAAAGUGAGGCGGAUACACUCAAACCCAUAGACUUGACCACAAAACCGAAUGACAAGGAGCUGGAGCCCACGCCUCAAGAUUCCAGUGCAGUCGCCUUGGAUUUUGGGAACCGGGAGGCCCACGUGCCUUCCUUUAAUCUGGCCGCCUAUGUCAACAACUCGAGCACACUGCAGCACCUGGUUAGCCUGGGCGUGGAUCUGCACAGCAUAGAAAGGCGCAAGGGUCUGGGCGAGUUUGUGCUUCGCUUGGACUUUGAGAAGAAUAUCAAACCGUGUUUGUCCUUUCUCGCGGACCAGGGCAUUGCACCCGAUGACUUUGGAAGGAUGAUCACAAAGAACCCGCUGCUGUUCAAGGAGGAUAUAGAUGACUUGCAGACGCGCGUAGAGUACCUGAAAAGCAAAAGAUUCUCGGACGAGGCCAUACAGCGCAUCUUCACCCAGAAUCCGUUUUGGCUGAUGUUCUCCACGAAGCGCGUGAACCGCCGCCUCGGCUACUUCCAAAAGGAGUUUCACUUGAGUGGGCACGACCUGCGACUGAUGGCCACCAAAGAGCCUAAUUUGAUCACCUAUAAAAUGGAGCACCUGCGUAAAUCUGUGUUUACCCUCCGAGAGGAAAUGGGUUUCAAUGCCAAAGAGCUGCAAUCUCUGAUUGUACGCAAGCCCCGUCUGAUGAUGAUUCCCCCCGAUGAUCUGGUGGAGCGAUUCAGCUAUAUUCACAAGGGUAUGGGCCUGCCGCAUUCCCAGAUAGUGCAGUGCGCCGAGCUGCUGGCCUCGCGCGAAUUUCGGCUACGCGAACGUCAUGAGUUCCUUAAACUGCUGGGCCGUGCACAGUACGAUCCGCAGAAGGACUUGUACAUCUCGCCCAGGACCAUAGUGCAGGGAAACAAUUUUUAUUUUGUUCGAAAUGUGGCAAAAAGUGAUUUGGAAACAUUCGAUUUGUUUUUAAAAACGCGUUAACAAUAAAAACGCCGAGUGCAACCUGGUCAUAUCUCAUCGAUAUAUCGGCUUAUUUCGCCCCAGCCUGGUCACACCAGCAAAAACAUUGUACUACGCAUUAAGCUUGGCGGGUGCGUAGAAUAUAUUUUGUGUUUCAUUUAGUCAAAAAAGAGAGCGCUUCGGUUAAGCAUUGGACAAAGUUGCAAUAUACUAAAGUGCAAGUUGUUAGCUUGGCUAUAACGAAAAACAAUAACAUCGAUCAAUCAGUGCACAGGCGGAGAACCAGCGCCAAACAGAAAGUAAAACGCAUUUUCUCACGCAUACAUUAAC